This is a messenger RNA of Ipomoea triloba (trilobed morning glory), 619 nucleotides long. Its product is annotated as peptidyl-prolyl cis-trans isomerase Pin1-like. The coding region runs from base 36 to 491 and encodes 151 amino acids. NCBI's taxonomy places the organism in Eukaryota, Viridiplantae, Streptophyta, Magnoliopsida, Solanales, Convolvulaceae. The record is from RefSeq and is a predicted model, not a curated record. Gene Ontology annotation, molecular function: peptidyl-prolyl cis-trans isomerase activity. Gene Ontology annotation, cellular component: cytosol; nucleus. The transcript is spliced from 2 exons.
AACUCAAUCCCAUAAUCCCAUACUACUUGCCAUCCAUGAAAACGGAUUCAGAUCGAAAGAGGAAGAGUGAUUCGGUGACGUCUACGGAUCGAGCGGAGAAGGUCAAGAGGAAGACCGAGAUGUCGUCGUCCUCCGUUUCCGGCGACAAGGUUAGGGCUUCGCACAUACUGAUAAAGCAUCAGGGCUCGCGUCGCAAGGCAUCAUGGAAAGAUCCGGAAGGAGACGCCAUCUGCAAAAGGACCAAAGAAGACGCCGUUGCUCAGCUCAAAUCCCUUCGCGAAGACAUCGUCUCCGGCAAGGCCGACUUCAAGGACGUAGCCUCCCGCUACUCCGAUUGCAGUUCCGCCAAACGCGGCGGCGAUCUCGGUAAAUUUGGGAGGGGUCAGAUGCAGAAACCUUUUGAAGCAGCAACAUAUGCGCUAAAGGUUGGUGAGAUAAGUGACAUUGUAGAUACUGAUAGCGGUUCUCACAUUAUCAUGAGAACAGGUUGAUGGAUGAGCCAUAUGCUCCAGUGACAUGGUGAAGUAAUAGUUUGUUUAUCAUUUAUCAAGCACAUUAAGAAAGACCUUGGAUAUGAUAUUUGAUUUUAAUGCAGGAAACCUUUUAAUUUUUAUGCCUA